Molecule: messenger RNA, 1452 nt
Organism: Salvia miltiorrhiza (redroot sage)
Lineage: Eukaryota; Viridiplantae; Streptophyta; Magnoliopsida; Lamiales; Lamiaceae
Product: heat stress transcription factor A-7a-like
Exons: 2
Coding region: 288-1289 (333 amino acids)
Biological process (GO): regulation of transcription by RNA polymerase II
Cellular component (GO): nucleus
Molecular function (GO): RNA polymerase II cis-regulatory region sequence-specific DNA binding; DNA-binding transcription factor activity
Source: RefSeq, a predicted model, not a curated record
AUUUCUAUAUUUAAACACAGUAUUCGUCUGCAAUUCCUGGUCUUUUCCAAUCCAAACCAUCCUAAGCUACUUCCCAAAGAAGAAAGCUCACCCAAAUUCCUACACACCUUCCAAUUUCCCUCUUUUUUCACAACAAUCUCAAAUACUGUCGGAAAACAAUAUAUAUAAUGUAACCUUCACUGCUUUUCCUCACCUCAUUGCCACUUCUGCACAAAUUUGGAAAAACAAAGACUAAAAACUAAUAAAAUUUCUUCAUUUUUUGUUUUCAAAAAAUCUCGAUCGUAAUAAUGAAGUCAAGAUUCCCAAUAAAGGAGGAGGAGGUGUUUGGCUCAUCAUCGAACUCAUGGCAGCAUGAUGAGCCGGACUCGGUGGCUCCACGGCCGAUGGAGGGGCUGCAUGAAGCCGGGCCUCCGCCGUUUCUGACCAAGACCUUCGACAUGGUUGAUGACUUCACCACUUCCCACAUCGUUUCUUGGAGCAGAGGCGGCCGUAGCUUUGUUGUGUGGGAUCCAAUCGCCUUCUCCUCUAUGCUUUUGCCUGCUUAUUUCAAGCACAACAAUUUCUCUAGCUUCGUCAGACAGCUCAACACCUAUGGAUUCAAAAAGAUCGAUUCGGAGAAAUGGGAGUUCGCAAAUGAGGAGUUUCUGAGGGGCGAAAAGCAUCUCUUAAAGAACAUCCGGAGAAGAAAGGCUGCGACGGCGGCGGCGCCUCCCCCGCCGCAGUCCGCCGUGGAGCUCGGGCGGUUCGGACAAGACUGCGAGGCGGAACGGUUGAGACGAGACAAGCACGUGUUGAUGAUGGAGCUGCUGAAGCUGAGGCAGCAGCAGCAGAAUAAUAGGUUAUAUCUUCAACAAAUUGAGCAGAGAUUGCAAGGAACAGAGAAGAAGCAGCAGCAGAUGAUGAGAUUCUUGGCCAAGGCAAUGCAGAAUCCUGAUUUUGUGAAUCAGUUGGCGCGGCAGAGGGAGAGGAGGGAGGAUCUCGAAGAGGACGCCUGCAAGAAGCGGCCAAGGCCGAUUGAAGAUGCAGGCACGAGUCGAAACGAUAGUGGGCUGAAUACUGAUGUUAAGGUCGAGUUUGAUGAGGAUUUGUGUGGAUUUCAGAUGUCGGAGCUUGAGGCGCUUGCCCUGCAAAUGCAGCGUUUGGGGAAGGCCAAACCGGGCCAGAGUUCGAAUUUCGAGCAGCUUGCGAGUUAUGAUAGGGAGCUGGACGAGGGAUUCUGGGAAGACUUGCUUAAACAGGGAUUUGAUGAAGGGGAAAAAUUAGUAAAGGAUGAAGAUGCAGAGGAAUAGCAAGGAAUGUAUUUCUUUUUUCUUUUUUUCAAGGAGAGGAAUAGGAAUGUUAUCGCUAAUUAGGUUUCAAAUGUUGGAUGAAUUCCAAGCUAAGAAGUUUAGUUGAAUAAUCGGUUUAAUCGAAUUGAUCUGGAUAAUAUUUUGGGUUUAAUUUGAUUCUCCA